AUGGCCACCACCAUCGACGACCGGUCCCCUAAUCCACCUAAUACCUUGGCCCACCAAGACGGCUCUCCUGAUCCCUCUGGCCGCCCAUCAGUAGCCCAAUCCACCAACUCUGACCAAGCAGGACCGCGCAGAUCCAGCUUCAACUUUCUGCGCCGAACCAGCGGGAAGAGCUCCUCCGAAGUUCGCGGUAAUAGCAGUAAUCGAAGCACUUCAAUCGGCAAGAUGAGCAGGAAGCAGAAGCAACUCGCCCAGGAGGAGGCUCUUCGCAAGCAGCGCGAAGCUACCAUGCUGCCCAAGCAGCCGCCGCGCCUGCCUUCUCACUCGGCCCUUCCCCAAAUUGCCACGUUUGGAGGUGAAGACGCCCGUCCAGACUCCAUUGCCAUUGUCUCCAACAAAGCUGGCACCUACAACCCCAGCGCCCACAACUUCAGCCGACCCUCAACCGACACCUAUAGGAUGGCGCCUAUCCCCAGCUCCAGCCCCGCUGUGGCGCCGCCCGUGCCUGGUUCCUCGCAGUCCAACUACAUGGACUACGAUCCUUACCCGAGGACUGAGAGUAUGACCAACCGUGGUCGCUACAGCUAUGCCAGCAGCCAGAUCAGCACCGUCAACAGUCCCCGCCGUGUCAGGAGGAGGAAGGACCCCACGCCUUUCAACAUCCUUGUCAUUGGUACCAAGGGCUGCGGCAAGUCAUCGUUCAUUGAGUUCCUCCGCACUGCGCUUGCACUUCCGGCUCGAAAGCGCCCACAUACGCCCUCCCCACCUGCUACAGCCGUGGGUGGUGACGACUCACCUUUCACGUCAGAGUUCCUCGAGACUGAAGUAGACGGUGAGAGAGUCGGCGUCACGCUCUGGGACUCCGAGGGCUUGGAGAAGAACAUUGUCGAUUUCCAGCUACCCAUCAUCACCUCUUUCCUCGAGUCCAAGUUCGAAGACACAUUUAGCGAGGAGCAAAAGGUUGUACGCGCUCCAGGCGUCAAGGAUACACACAUUCACUGCGUCUUCCUCGUCCUGGAUCCGAUUCGCUUGGACCAGAACAUAGCCGAGGCCCGCAAGAAGUCCAACGUUGUUAAUGCUGGCAGUGCCAUCUUCGGUGGUCUGGAUGAGCGCCUAGAUCUUAACAUACUUCGCGAGCUGCAAACCAGAACGACUGUGAUUCCAGUCAUCAGCAAGGCAGACACAAUCACCGGCGCACACAUGCGCUACCUCAAGAAGACAGUCUGGGACACGAUCAAGCGCGCAAAGUUGGACCCCUUGGAGGCCCUGAACCUAGACCUAGGUGACGAUGACGAAGAUCCCGACCGACUGGAUGAGCGAGAUGAGGACGAAUAUGAGCAGUCGUCUGAGGGCGAAGGUAAAUCCGAGGUACUUAACAAGAUCCUUGAGCGAUCUUCCUCCGAAGCUGCGCGCUCGAUUGCUUCAUCUGGUUCUUCUACUAGGUCGCACUCACCUCCGACCUCGCCCCCGAGCGCCAGGAAAGGUCAUAGCCGCAAACCUUCCGCCAUGUCCGCCUCUAUUCACAGCGAAAAUGCCGAGACUCCGUUCUUGCCUCUUAGCAUCAUCUCGCCAGAUCCUUAUGACCCCGAGGUUGUCGGUCGUAGAUUCCCGUGGGGCUUCGCCGACCCUUACAACCCGGAGCACUGCGACUUCGUCAAGCUCAGGGAGAGUGUCUUCAGCGAUUGGCGCUCCGAACUCCGCGAGGCUUCCCGCGAGCAAUGGUACGAGGGCUGGAGGACCACCCGUCUGGAGAAGAGCAAACGACGAGUCGCGACUUCAGAUGGGCCAGCAACCAGAGGACUCUCCGUCCCGGCAACGAAUGGUCGGGCCGUCAGUGCUGGCGGCGGCCAGUAUCGCCCAUAUCGCCCCAACGAGUUCUAG
Molecule: messenger RNA, 1878 nt
Organism: Alternaria burnsii
Lineage: Eukaryota; Fungi; Ascomycota; Dothideomycetes; Pleosporales; Pleosporaceae
Exons: 2
Coding region: 1-1878 (625 amino acids)
Biological process (GO): cytoskeleton-dependent cytokinesis
Cellular component (GO): septin ring; microtubule cytoskeleton; cytosol
Molecular function (GO): GTP binding; molecular adaptor activity; GTPase activity
Source: RefSeq, a predicted model, not a curated record